AAUAUAUUAACGGAAAGUCGUUCGCAAACCCGUCCGAAAUGAGUAUGGAUCAUGGACGAAUCAUCCCUGAAACCCCAAUCUUGACCCAUUGACCAACGUAAAUCCGUAAACAAGUCAAAAACCAAGGAUGGUUUGCUCAAUCGGGUCAGGUGUAGCGCCGGCGGCGGCUUCUUCUUCUUCUUCUUCUUCUUCUUCUUCUUCUUCUCGAUGGUCGUGUUCAAUGUUGGGACCCACGGUCGGUCCCAUCCGAACCAAACCGAAUCUAUAAUAUGUAACCACUUCCAACGUCAUUACGCCUCACCGCGGUCCCGGCUCCCUCCCUGCUUCUCAACGUCAUACGCAAACCAAAACGACGACCCCUCAGUAAAUCUCACUCGCGCACUCCAUGGCUUCGGUGGAUUUGGAAGGGGUUUCUUCCAAGACUGUAUGCGAAAUGGAAGUAAAUGGUGGAGGAGGAGAAGGACCGAACGAGAUCAAGUUCGGAGACAAGAGUGACAAGAAGACGACCAAGAAGAAGGACACAAAGCCGUCGUCCUGGAAGCUCGGGUUUGGAUGUCUGAAAACGGAGUACGAUCGGGAGGGAAAUUUCGACAUGGAGGUUAUUGGCGGUGAUGGAGAGCGUCGCACUUCCUCCCCCACUCAUCUUGUUGUAAUGGUUAACGGUCUCAUUGGCAGUGCUCAAGAUUGGAGAUUUGCCGCAAAGCAGUUUUUGAAGAAAUAUCCCGAAGAUGUUAUUGUUCACUGCAGUAAAUGUAAUUCUUCAAUGUUGACAUUUGAUGGUGUUGAUGUAAUGGGAGAAAGAUUAGCAAAAGAGGUUAUAUCAGUCAUAAAACGUCACCCAGGAGUUCAGAAGAUUUCGUUUGUAGGUCAUUCGCUGGGUGGCCUGAUAGCAAGGUAUGCUAUUGCUAAGCUUUAUGGAAGAGAUGUCAUGAGGGAGUUUUCACAGGGAAAUGGAGAGUGUAGGUGUGAUGGGUCUGGAGAUCCAUGCGUGGAGGAGAAAUUCAAAGGAAAGAUUGCCGGACUGGAACCAAUUAAUUUUAUAACCUAUGCAACCCCACACCUUGGUUCAAGAGGGCAUAAGCAGGUUCCUAUGUUUUGUGGCUCUUACACUUUGGAGAAAGCUGCAUCCCGUGCGUCGUGGUUUCUUGGUAAAACUGGAAAACAUCUAUUUUUGACCGACAAUGAUGAUGGAAAAACUCCCCUGCUUCUUCGGAUGGCUAAUGAUGAUGAAGAUCUUAAAUUUAUGUCUGCUUUGCAGUCCUUCAAGAAACGUGUUGCCUAUUCAAACGUACGAUUUGACCAACUUGUGGGAUGGAGUACAUCAUCUCUACGGCGUCGAGAUGAGCUCCCAAAGCAUUUGCGUCUUUCUAGAGGUGACAAAUAUCCGCAUGUUGUAAAUGUGGAGACAGCAGAAACUUCCAGCAACCAGCAAGAAAUCCCCUUGGAGGCUAAAGUCAAUGGACACAAGAAUAUUCAUUUAGAAGAGGAAAUGCUAAGAGGUUUAACAAAAGUGAGCUGGGAACGGGUUGAUGUUAGCUUCCGUGGAAGUAAACAAAGAUAUCUGGCGCACAGUACCAUUCAGGUGAAAGCGUUCUGUAUCAACUCUGAUGGAGCAGACGUGGUCCAACAUACGAUUGACAAUUUUCUCUUAUCAUAGCUGCUGACUUGCCAUUGUAGCAGACUCGUGUGGAUCAUCAUGUCUCCAUCCGGGGAACGAGGGAAUAAAGUUCCAGAAGAGUGCUUUAUACAAGCCGAGAGGGAAAUUUUAGGUACCCAGGCAGCAUAUAGAUUACACACUCGCAUGUUUAAAUAGUUUUAAAGUACUUGAAAGUCUGUUGUAUUAACUAUAUAUGUCUCUGGAAGAGGGAUAUAUCAGGAUAGUAGAUUUGUUCUCCCCUAAUAUGUUA
This is a messenger RNA of Juglans microcarpa x Juglans regia, 1907 nucleotides long. Its product is annotated as putative lipase ROG1. The coding region runs from base 386 to 1657 and encodes 423 amino acids. NCBI's taxonomy places the organism in Eukaryota, Viridiplantae, Streptophyta, Magnoliopsida, Fagales, Juglandaceae. The record is from RefSeq and is a predicted model, not a curated record. The transcript has 10 exons.